Boeremia exigua is the source of this 1171-nucleotide messenger RNA. Its product is annotated as NAC domain-containing protein. The coding region runs from base 114 to 743 and encodes 209 amino acids. Gene Ontology annotation, biological process: protein targeting to membrane. NCBI's taxonomy places the organism in Eukaryota, Fungi, Ascomycota, Dothideomycetes, Pleosporales, Didymellaceae. The record is from RefSeq and is a predicted model, not a curated record. Gene Ontology annotation, cellular component: cytoplasm; nascent polypeptide-associated complex. The transcript is spliced from 3 exons.
CGAACUCGCUUAGAGAUCCACUCGCGCUUUAUUGGCCCGUUGUCCGCGCACACUCCAGAGUCAAGUUCUACGUAGUCACGCACAUAGGAAAGAGCUAUCACCACAUCGCAAAAAUGGCCAACCCCCGCAUUGAAGAGCUCCCCGAUGAGCCUGAGAAGAAGAACGUUCAGAUUGAGGAGGAUGAGUCCAGCGAAUCCGAGGAGGAGGGCGAUGCCGUGAUCCCCCAGGGCUCGUCGGUCACCGUCCACUCCCGCAACGAGAAGAAGGCUCGCAAGGCCAUCGCCAAGCUCGGCCUGAAGCACAUCGAGGGCAUCACACGCGUCACCCUCCGCCGACCGAAGAACAUCCUCUUCGUCAUCAACCAGCCCGAUGUCUACAAGUCCCCCUCCAGCAACACCUACAUCAUCUUCGGUGAGGCUAAGAUUGAGGACCUGAACUCCCAGGCCCAGGCUUCCGCCGCCCAGCAGCUUGCCCAGGCUGAGCAGCAGGGUCACGACCACGCCGGUCACGACCACGACCACGACCACGACCAUGACCACGCACACGACGAGUCCAAGGGCAAGGUUGAGGAGAAGGCCGAGGAGGAGGAGGAUGAUGGUGAGGAGGUCGAUGACUCCGGUCUCGAGGCCAAGGACAUCGAGCUUGUCAUGCAGCAGGCGUCCGUCUCCCGCAAGAAGGCCGUCAAGGCCCUGAAGGAGAACGACAACGACAUCGUCAACUCGAUCAUGGCUCUUAGCAUAUAGACACCUGUCUUGUGCGAGGGAAAGUCAAACUUGACUUGCUUGGGCAUGGCAUCCGCGAAGGAUCCGCGUAGCUCAUGAGCAAGAGACAUGAAAAUGAAUCUGUGCAAGUCUCGUAUCAUGUGCACCGCUCGCGUUUGAGUGUUUCUGUGAUGUUAUGCCGAUGUGGAUAUUGAUAACGACUAGCUGGAGCCAGUCUCCUGGCGCUUUCAUGCAGCUGGCUUUGUAAAUUGCCUGAGUUGCCUCCGGUAUUUACCUACCUUUGAAAGCUGUUGUUGUGACGCCCUCAGUACUGAUAUCGAAUGCUGUUUCUCAGCCCCGAGGCUGACCACAUUGUCAAUCAGAACAACCAGCGAAAUAUGUCUAACAUUCUUUGAGAGUAGAAGGCAUGCUGAAUAGUCUGGUCCGCGGUUUUGCAAGACAGGGUGCUC